Molecule: messenger RNA, 3507 nt
Organism: Coffea eugenioides
Lineage: Eukaryota; Viridiplantae; Streptophyta; Magnoliopsida; Gentianales; Rubiaceae
Product: putative disease resistance protein RGA3
Exons: 5
Coding region: 187-3507 (1106 amino acids)
Biological process (GO): defense response to other organism
Molecular function (GO): ADP binding
Source: RefSeq, a predicted model, not a curated record
CAAAAAUUCAUCUUACUCUUCCUUCUCUUCACAACAACGUUGACACUGCUAAAGAGAAAAUAGAGAAGCUAAUUCUUUCCCAUCUUUUUGCUCCAAGACCAGGUACCAGUCACCCAAGGUCAAGCACCACUUGCCACUGCUUAUCAGACUAUUUCUUUCCAGUUUGCUCGAUAUCGACCUGACCUGAUGGCGGAUGCACUACUCGGUUCCGCAGUACAAGUUCUAGUGGAGAAGGCAAUAAACUUGGGUUCAGAACAAAUUGGCCAGUUUGUUGGGUUCAAGAAUGAUUUGAAGAAACUGCAGAAAACGUUGAUUGGAAUCCAGGUUGUCCUUCGUGAUGCAGAGAAAAAACAGGUGACUGAAGAUUCCGUGAAGCUUUGGCUGGAGGAGCUUGAACGUGUGGCGUUUGAUGUUGAUAAUUUGCUGGAUGACUUCAACUAUGAAAUGAUUCGACGCAAAGUUGAGAUCCGAAACCAAAUGAAGCAGAAGGUAUGCUUCUUCUUCUCAGUCUCCAAUCCCAUUGCAUUUCGUUGCAGAAUGGCCAAAAAAAUUCAGAAAAUCAAUAUGGAUUUGAUAAGUAUCAAUGAACAAGCAACGAAACUUGGCCUCCUCCGGUCACAGAAUGGAGCUAGAGAUGCACCUGCUCUUUCUCCUCCUAGCAGAGGAGCAUUUAUGAAGAAGAGAGAGACUGACUCUGUUACUGUUGAUGCAAGUUUUGUUGGAAGAGAUGGUGAUGUUUCAGCAAUAGUAACACAACUAACUGCCAUGAAUAAUAAUGAAACUAUCUCCGUUCUUCCGAUAGUAGGGAUGGGCGGGAUCGGGAAGACCACCUUAGCUCGAAAAGUUUUCAAUGAUCCAAAUACUGAAAAACAUUUUGACAAGAGAAUAUGGGUGUGUGCUUCGGAGGAUUUCAUUGCCAAUAGGUUGUUUGGAAUGAUUCUACAAUCACUGCAAGGUCGAGAGCCUGAAGCUAAGGAUAGGGAAGCCAGAGUCAAGCAGCUUAAGGAAUUAUUGGAUGGUAAAAAAUACCUACUGGUCUUGGAUGAUGUGUGGAAUAAGGAGUCCAUGCUAUGGAAUGAUUUUCUUGGGUCUCUGAAAGGUACUAGCCAAGCCAUGGGGAGUUGGAUUCUUGUGACCACUCGUGAGCAACAAGUGGUAGACAUCACCAGAAUUUCUUCUCCUCAAGGUUAUUCCUUGAAACAAUUAUCAGAUUAUCAAUGUUGGCGCAUUCUCAAAGAAAAUGCAUUUGGUGCUGGGGAAGUGCCCGAUGGGCUGCAAGAUAUAGGGUUGAAGAUUGUGCAAAGAUGCGGAGGCUUACCAUUGGCUGCAAGUGUUCUCGGUGGCAUGUUGCACAACAAGGGACCAAAUGAAUGGCAAAAAUUAGAGAGUAGGCUUCAAAUUUUAGGUGGAGGUGAAAAUAGUAACGUUAAUGAAAUUUUGAAGUUGAGCUUUGAUCAUCUUCCACAUCCUUCUCUUAAAAAGUGUUUUGCAUAUUGUUCAAUUUUUCCUAAAGAUUUUCAAAUGGAAAGGAAUCAACUAAUCCAACUUUGGGCAGCAGAAGGAUUUCUUCAUUCAAAUCCAACAGACGAUAUGCAUAUGGAGGAAGUUGGUAACAGGUAUUUUACCAUUUUGUUGGAUAGUAACUUAUUUCAAGAGGUAGAGGAGGAUGAUUAUGGGAAUGUUUUGAAUUGCAAAAUGCAUGAUCUUGUACAUGAGAUGGUGCAAUUCAUUUCCAAUUCUAAAACUUUAAGGUUGGCAGAGUCAGGUUUAAAGUUGACAGGGUCUAGCAGCAUUGAUAUGGAGACGUUUUCCAUCCGGUAUCUUGCAUUGGAGAGAAGUCAAGAAGAAAUGCUGUUUCCUUCCACUGAAAGUUUCAAGCGUAUUACGACAUUGUUUUUGCAAGGAAACAGAUCACUUAAUGAUAGGGAGAUGUCAUUUUUUAUGUUGCGAGUUUUGAACUUAAGGGCAUCAAGUGUCCGAGAGCUUCCUAAAUCAAUUGGCAAGCUAACUCAUUUGCGAUAUCUUGAUUCGUCAAAAACUUCAAUCAAAACAUUGCCAGAGUCUCUAUGUCAACUUUACAAUUUGCAGACAUUAAGAGUUAAAUAUUGUCUCUCACUGACAAAGUUUCCAAAGAAUUUCAAGAAUUUGGUGAAUUUGAGGCACUUUGACUUUUUCUCUGAGGAUAAAUCAAGUGAUAUCAUGCCUUUUGAGAUCGGACAGUUGCAAUUUCUCCAAACUUUGCCAUUUUUCAAUAUUGGUGAAGAAAGAGGUCGACAAAUUGGAGAAUUGAGGAAUUUGAAGAAUCUCAAUGGACAGCUUGAGUUACGUAAUCUUGAAUUAGUGAAAAGCAAGGAAGAAGCCCUAUCCGCAAAUCUGAUUGGGAAGCCAAACAUUGAUGAGUUAAUAUUACUAUGGAAUGAAAUAGAUAAUUCAAGAAAUAAUGAUAGUGAAUACAAUCAAGUGUUGGAAGGCUUGCAAGCUCACCAAAAUUUGAAAGGUUUGAUUAUUGAAAGAUUUUUUGGUGAUAAACUUUCAACUUGGAUUGAAAAACUUGGGAAAUUGGUGAAAUUUGAAUUGCAGGAUUGCAAAAAUUGCAAAGAGUUACCAACUCUUGGAAACAUGCCCUUCCUCAGAUCUCUGCACUUGGAAGGACUUGAUAGCCUAACAAGUAUAGGCCCUUCUUUUUAUGGCAAAUCAGGCGUGCAUAGUGGCAGUACCAGUCAAAGACCCCUAAACUUGUUUCCAGCACUUGAAGAUCUCAUUCUAGAGAAUAUGCAAAAUUUGAGGGAAUGGACGGAAGCAACUGUUCAUGAUGGAAUAGUGGUGGUGUUUCCGGUCCUUGGUGUGAUGAGGAUUAUUAAUUGCCCUCAGUUAGCCACUUUUCCAAAUUAUUUUCCACGUCUCAAGGAAUUGAACGUCGAGAAAACCCAAAAUGGAUCAGCAUUAAUGACAUAUAUUUGUAGUGGAGUCAGCACUCUCACUAGUCUUUUCAUUUGGAAUGUGAAUGGGCUCACUAAGUUACCAAAUGUGUUAUUCCAAAACAAUCCCAAGCUUGCACAUCUCCAAUUAAGAGAUUGUGCUGAUUUGACCAAAUUCUUAGAUUUUUCAUUUGAUGUUCCUCAAACUUUAGAAGGACCAAAUUACCAAUCAGUAGCUGAGCACACUUGUAUUGACAAUAAAGCUCCUCAACAUUUGGUUGGCCUUGAGUCCCUAGAGGAAUUAAUUGUUUGGAAUUGCCCCUUGCUCGAAUCAAUUUCAAUCCCCAAGGGACGUAAAUACCUCACUGCCUUGCGACGAGUGGAUGGCGUUAAAAGUAAUCUCUUGAGGCAAAUUUCCAGAAGACCCUCCAUCUCAGGGCGUGCUCACGCUAGAAAAGAUGAAUUGAUUUUUGAUCCAGAGGUAGAAAAGACUGCACACCGAACUAGAAAAGAGACUAGGCAACUCAGAGAGGAGCAGUCUAGCGUAGCUUCUCAGGAACUAGAUUCAGAAAUCGAAUCAUCAGAUUGA